CUCCCCUAAAACCUCUUCCUGCCUCAUCCUCCGAGAGCAAGAACCCUAGCUUCUCUGCUCAAAGGUUUAAACUUCAUGAUGACAUGUUGAAUCUCUUCAACUUCGAUGGCGAUUUCCAGUGUGGGUUUCGCUUGCAGAUCCUAUUUGCCUGUUCGUAAUCGGACGCUCCAGCAUCACUGCUUAAGAAAGAUUCGGUUCAACGCUGUUUCUGCUGCAGCGAAUGAGACAGUGGAGGGGCCAGAUGGUUUCGCCAAGGUCGGUGAUCGUCAAGACAAAGUUGCUGAUGCAACAAGGGAUCGUGAGUGGAAGCAGUUGAGCUCGAAAGACCUUGGUAUAAGCAGUUCGAUGAUUGAUAAGCCCACAAGACAAGUGUUUAAUGGCCUUAAGAGUAAAGGACAUGAUGUUUACCUUGUGGGAGGCUGUGUAAGGGAUCUUAUUCUGAAGCGGACACCACGAGACUUCGAUAUACUCACUUCUGCUGAACUUAGAGAGGUGGUUCGGACCUUCUCAAGAUGUGAAAUUGUUGGAAGAAGGUUUCCUAUAUGUCACGUACACGUUGGUGAUGAUGAUAUAGUUGAGGUUUCGAGUUUUAGUACAUCCGCACAGAAUUCUUCGAGAAACAUGAGAAGUGAGCUCAGAGAAUCCACUGGCUCAGAUGGUGACGAGGAUUGUAUCCGUUUGAAUAACUGUUUGCAGCGUGAUUUCACUAUUAAUGGGUUGAUGUUUGAUCCAUAUGCCAAAGUCGUGUAUGACUACCUGGGAGGAAUUGAAGAUAUUAGAAAAGCUAAAGUUCGUACAGUGAUUCACGCUGGCACAUCAUUUCAACAAGACUGUGCUCGGAUUCUUCGUGCAAUAAGAGUUGCUGCACGUUUAGGUUUUAGAAUUUCCAAGGAAACAGCUCAUUUUAUCAAGCACCUUUCUUUCCUGGUACAAAGACUUGACAAGGGAAGGAUAUUGAUGGAAAUGAAUUACAUGUUAGCUUAUGGAUCAGCAGAAGCUUCUUUGAGAUUGCUGUGGAAAUUUGGAAUAUUAGAAAUUAUUCUACCAAUUCAGGCAGCAUAUCUUGCACGGAGUGGUUUCAAGAGACGUGACAAAAGGACUAACAUGCUUCUGUCUCUCUUUGCUAAUUUGGAUAAGUUGUUAGCGCCUGAUAGACCUUGUCACAGCAGCUUAUGGAUAGCAAUCUUGGCGUUUCACAAAGCACUCUCCGAUCAACCUCGAAGUCCUUUAGUGGUAGCCGCGUUUAGCCUUGCUGUUCACAACGGCGGAGACAUUCUAGAAGCUGCAAAAAUCGCAAAGAAGAUCACAAGGCCACACGAUAGCAGCUUCUUCGAGCUAGUACAAGAGCCCGAGAAGAAGGAGAACAUCAAGUUUCAAACACUAUUGGACGAGGUCAUGGAUCUUGAUGCAUCUGUCAAAGACGCUUUAAACCAGAUGACGGAUGGGUAUUAUAUUUCUAAAGCUAUGGCAGCUUACCCUCAAGCACCGUUUUCAGAUAUGGUGUUUAUUCCGUUGCAGUUGUACCUUAGAGCAGGGAGAAUCUUCGAGUGUGUGAAAGAAGAGAGGCGAAUGGGAGUUGAGGCGAAGCAAGGAAGCAAGAUUGAGUAUGCUGCGUUGUAUUCAGGGGAUGUUCCGGAGACUCGGCAUGUGUUUGCGAGGGUUGUCUUCGAUACUGUGUUUCCGUUGAACCUAUCUCAAGAGUUGUAAACAAAGCUCUGCGUAGAGUUCGUUGGAGUUUAAUUGGUCAAAUGACAUAUCUACCCCUAUGAAUUGAAAAAAAGGCUUUUGUAGUAAAGAGUUGAUGAAAAUUUUAAUGUUAAUUGUUGUUUUUU
Brassica oleracea var. oleracea is the source of this 1832-nucleotide messenger RNA. Its product is annotated as poly(A) polymerase I. Lineage: Eukaryota; Viridiplantae; Streptophyta; Magnoliopsida; Brassicales; Brassicaceae. The record is from RefSeq and is a predicted model, not a curated record. Gene Ontology annotation, biological process: RNA processing. Gene Ontology annotation, molecular function: RNA binding; nucleotidyltransferase activity. The transcript has 14 exons. The coding region runs from base 106 to 1707 and encodes 533 amino acids.